CCUCCGCCUACACAUGUACGCAGAUGGAACUUUUGUGUCAGAAAAGGAUGCCAACCUUGAUGCGGAGAUUCAUCGCGUUGCUGCUGAGACAAGACGAGAGGACCGACUCGAUGAGGUCUACUUGGAGCUCGUACGUCCCGGUAGGUCACGACUGUACGGCACUGGAAGUGCCGGUGUGAGCCAGUUUAGUAGGGGGUCUACUAACAGUACAGGCUCUUCCCAGAUAUCUCAGCGGAUGUAUGAGACUCGGAUCUCCACACUGGAGGAGCGUCUCCAAAGGGCUGAGGAGGAUAGGGCGGCCCAAGAAGCAGCACGUGAGGCCGAACGAGCCGCACGUGAGGCCGAACGAGCAGCACGUGAGGCCCUUGAGCAGCGGAUGAGUCAGUUCGAGGAGAUACUGAGGCGGUCGGGUCAGCUACCUUGAGCAUCACUUCUA
Salvia miltiorrhiza (redroot sage) is the source of this 436-nucleotide messenger RNA. RefSeq lists its product as uncharacterized. NCBI's taxonomy places the organism in Eukaryota, Viridiplantae, Streptophyta, Magnoliopsida, Lamiales, Lamiaceae. The transcript is spliced from 2 exons. The record is from RefSeq and is a predicted model, not a curated record. Bases 14 to 424 code for a protein of 136 amino acids.